GAGAGCAACAGAAGCUUUUCUCUUCUCCACCCUCCAAAACCAAAACCCAAGACACUCACAACAGAAGAAGCUCAAUCCAAUUUGCAAUGGCGGUUUCUUCAAUUUCCGCAACCCUAAUUCCUUCUCUUCCUCUCUCCAAUUCCUCUCCAUUUCCUUCCUCUAUACCCAAGCUCUCUUCUUUCUCUUUUCCCGCUUCCCACAAUGCCACAAAGCUUCGAGCUUUGAGACCCUCACUGUCUUCCACUAGGGUUUAUGCUGCUCCUGAAGUCCUUGACAGCCCAGUACCGCCUCCGGAAAUCCUUGAAGGGCCUAAUUCCGAUGAGACUCCGAGCACUUCGUCACUCAGCAUUGGCGGGGAUGAUAAGAUAACACCGAAGCAGAAGAUUAGGAUUAAGCUUAGAUCAUACUUUGUGCCUCUGAUAGAGGAUUCUUGCAAGCAGAUAAUGGAUGCUGCAAGGAAUACAAAUGCAAAGACUAUGGGUCCUGUGCCCUUACCAACCAAAAAGCGGAUCUACUGUGUUCUGAAAUCACCCCAUGUCCACAAGGAUGCAAGGUUCCAUUUUGAGAUCCGUACCCACCAGCGGCUUAUUGACAUUCUUUACCCAACAGCCCAAACAAUUGAUUCCUUGAUGCAACUUGACCUUCCUGCUGGAGUCGAUGUGGAGGUCAAGCUGUGAAGAAGCAGGGGGCAGCUUAGGUGCUGUUUUACAAGUAAAAGCAUUUGAAGGAGGAUUCAAUGGUUCACAAUCAAUUUGUGGAGGGUGACAAACCUUGAGCGUUUUCUGAUAGUUUGACCCUUUACUAAACUUGUUGUGUUUUGGCCAUGUUGUAAGCAAUGUUAUGGGAUAAUUGAACUACCGAUUUUGGAUUUGGAAAUGAAUUGUAGAGAUUGGCAGUAGUUUAUAUCCUUGCAUAUGUUCAGUUUUCACUUUAAAGACAUGUUUGAACUUCGUAAGUCACCGUAAAAUGUAACGUCAGUAGUAAAUUAUAAUC
This is a messenger RNA of Fragaria vesca subsp. vesca, 993 nucleotides long. Its product is annotated as 30S ribosomal protein S10, chloroplastic-like. The coding region runs from base 87 to 677 and encodes 196 amino acids. Gene Ontology annotation, biological process: translation. The transcript is spliced from 4 exons. Gene Ontology annotation, cellular component: small ribosomal subunit; mitochondrion; ribosome. Gene Ontology annotation, molecular function: RNA binding; structural constituent of ribosome. NCBI's taxonomy places the organism in Eukaryota, Viridiplantae, Streptophyta, Magnoliopsida, Rosales, Rosaceae. The record is from RefSeq and is a predicted model, not a curated record.